AUGAGUUCAAUACAAAGAUAACCUCGUAGUCGUAUAUUUGAAUCUGAUUCAUCAAGACCAUCUGAUAGACCUAUUACUCCAUCAUAAUAAUAAUAAUCAACCAAUUACAAAUUAAGACAUCUCACAUACAAUACUCAAUUAACUGUACCUAUUGUUUAAUGUCAUUACCAUCCUGAUUAAUUUAUACAAAACUUUUGUAAACAUCUGUAUCAAAAUUUUUAUCAUUUCUAAGUGACUGUUUACUUCCUUUAUGUCCUGCUUGUGUGAAUAUUCAUUAAGAAGAUCAUAAUAAUUAAUAAUAUGCUCCAACUUUUGAUCAUCUUUCAACAUGUUUAGCAGAAUAAUAUAAUAAAAUUGUUGACAUAUGUAAUUUAUUGAGUGAUGAUAUACAAAAUGUAACAGAACUUAAAACAAUUAUAAAUGAACAUCACAAAACAUAAAAAAAUAAAUUUAAUGAAGCAAAAGAAAAAUUAUAUAAGUCUAUAGAUAAUUAUUUAUAAACACUUGAAAAUACUCUAAAUACUCAAUCACAAAAAUAAAUUGAUUAUUUAAUCAAUUAAAUCAAUUAAUUUCAUAGAUUAUCAUAUGAAAGAUGGAAUCAUUUGUAAACAAGAUUACAAAAAUUAAAUACUGAUAAAUGUUUAAAGACUCUUAUAAAAUGCUAUAAACAAAGUAAACCUGAAGAUAUCUAUUCUCAAUAACAUGAGUUGUCUCUUUAAUUUACAGAUUAAAUCAAAGCACAAUUAGAUUAAAUAUAAAUUAAUCCUUCAUCAUUAUAAAUUGUUAUGGACUAAUUACAUUUGUAUAUUCAAAUUGUAAAUGAAAAUCAAAAUUAAACAUCACCUUAACAAAUUAGAAAAUCUUAGAGACCAAACAGUUAAUAACAUACUGUCUCCGCUUCUCCUAUAGAUCUAAGAAUAAAAGGAUAUCCUAUCUAACAAAGAUAUGUAAUUCCAAAAAAUAAAGUUGAAUUAUCGAUUCCUUAAAUUUAAUAAGGAUUUCUACCAUCAUAAGGUGGAAUCAAUUAUUAUAAUUAAGCGUUCCUACCUUUAAAUGUAUAAUAGAAAUAAAUAAAUAACAUCCCUCCUUUGCCAUUUAGACCUUAAAUUUCUGUAAAAUAAAUGAUAAAUCAAACUCCAUAAAUAAAUCCAUUACAACCUAUAAUAUAGACUUAAGAAAAUAAAAAAGGUGAAGUAAUAGAUUUGAAAUCAAGUAGAAUUCCAUUAAGGAUGACUGAAUAAUAUUAAAAUAGAAUUUUUAAUGAGAAUGAUUUCUCACCUAAGUUGAAUAUUACUUGA
Paramecium pentaurelia is the source of this 1298-nucleotide messenger RNA. The record is from the annotation of a GenBank genome assembly. Lineage: Eukaryota; Ciliophora; Oligohymenophorea; Peniculida; Parameciidae.